Messenger RNA from Alternaria burnsii, 270 nucleotides. RefSeq lists its product as uncharacterized. The transcript is spliced from 2 exons. The record is from RefSeq and is a predicted model, not a curated record. Lineage: Eukaryota; Fungi; Ascomycota; Dothideomycetes; Pleosporales; Pleosporaceae. Bases 1 to 270 code for a protein of 89 amino acids.
AUGAACACUGUUCUCGCCCUCAAAUCCCUACUGCGAACCCUACCAAAACUCACUUCGCCAGAGAACCAUCCACCAAUCACGAUAUCCACAUCACAAUUCCUGGGCAUCACUGCCCUACCUGUCGAACUCUGGAGUUUGGUUGUCGAGUACACAGUCCUACACCGCAUCGGCCAAAACGCUCCACCAUUCAACGAAUGCACAGCAGCGCUAGAAUUGCGGCUUGCAUAUUCAGCAAAGAGGUGCUACACGCCUUACACACUCACAUAUUAA